AUGGCAUUGGCUGUUCUGUGGUUGCGGGUGGUGCUGGCGGCCGAGCUGGCGAGCGUUGGCGCCAAGGUGCUCAAGACGCUCUCCAAGCGGAUCGACGUGUUUGUGCAGGGCUACAACUACGAGGACGACGAUCGGCUGGCCCAGGCCAUGCGGCUAGGCAUCGUGGUUGUACCCGAGGCCUACGUCCGCGGCUGUCUCGCAGCAGGCUGCGUUCUCGACUGGCGCCGGUUUGCGCUUGUCGGCGCCCUCGACGGCUCGAUGGACGACAAUGCCGUGGCGGGCUACUUUGGACUGGACAAUCAGGCGCUGAUGGCACACUUUCCACACGCGCCACGACAUGUGCGCGAGGAUGAGGAGCUGCCGCAGCAUGUGUGCGAGUUUGAGGUCAUGGACCGGGUCGCGCCGCAGCCCGGGACCAAGGACGUCUUUGCCAUCAUGCCCAUCGUGACGCGCAAGCCGGGCACUGGCUCCUUUGCACAGAGCUGGGGCAAGGCGACGUUUGCCCAACUCGGAGGCAAAGUGCAGAUGAAGCGGCUAGUCGCCUUUGUCAAGGUCUUCUUUGGCAUGCAGGUCCGCAUCGAGCCUCCGGCAGAGCUUGACAACAGCGCCCGGAGUUGCAAAGACGGAACCGUCGAUCUCAUCAUGGGCAAGUAUGCGUAUCCGCUGAGGGUCCGCAAGGUCGACGGCCGCGCCGCGGUCCAUGCCAUGGACGCCAUCGCGGUCCUCGAUGAGAACAUCCCACAAGACGCCUUUUGCCUUGUCGGCAUCUUUGCUGACGAUCUGUAUGAGGCUGACGACGACGAAGACGUCUCGGGCAUUCUUCUUGGCCGGGCAACCGGCAACGGCAGCGCCGUGGUCAGCACUGCGCACUUUGGUGGUGCGGCAACCCGGGCCGGCUUUGCCCACUUGCUGGGCACCCUCGCCCACGAGGCCUCGCACAUGUUCGGCCUCGACCACUGUCCGUUCCACCUCUGCAUCAUGAACGCGAUGCUUCCCGACGAAAGCGAUCCAGACUCGGGCUCACUCGGCUAUUGCCCGUACUGCCUCCGCAAGAUGGAUCUCGCCGUCGCUUCGCUCGACCCCUCUGCCCGAUACGCCGCCCUUGCAUCUACCUACGCCGCGCUCGGCCUCGACCGCCACGCAUCUUGGAUAGACUCGAUCAUGGAUGCCUGCCACGUGCCGCAACUCCCUUCCGCCCCGUCGGGCGAUUGA
Messenger RNA from Thecamonas trahens ATCC 50062, 1212 nucleotides. RefSeq lists its product as uncharacterized. The coding region runs from base 1 to 1212 and encodes 403 amino acids. Gene Ontology annotation, biological process: proteolysis. The transcript has 2 exons. The record is from RefSeq and is a predicted model, not a curated record. Gene Ontology annotation, molecular function: metallopeptidase activity. NCBI's taxonomy places the organism in Eukaryota, Apusomonadida, Apusomonadidae.